GUUAAGAGUAAACCGUGCACGCUGUUUGUGCGCGCUCCCGCCGCUGCUUCACCCCACUGUCACUGUUUGUAUCGUCCCGUCGAGUGGAAACAUCCCACGGCACCCACGAUGACCAUCAACACCCUAGCGAGAGGAGGCUGGCACCGGGAACAAAUGACAUGCUUCCGCAAGAUGGAGAAAGUGAUUGUGGCCAUGCAGGACCCUGACAUGGGCGUCAAGAUGAGGAACCAGAGGCUCCUUAUAACUGUCAUCCCGCACGCCAUGACAGGCCGUGACAUCAUUGAGUGGCUGGUCCACAAAUACAACAUAUGUGAAGAAGAGGCUUUGCAUCUCGGUGGCAUGCUGGUGAGGUAUGGCUAUAUGUACCCUCUCAAGGAGCCCCGAUCCCUUGUGCUGCAUCCCGACGAGUCACCCUACCGCUUCCAGACGCCUUACUUCUGGACCAGUACUCGGUGGCCUGCUUCUGAGCUGGACUAUGCAAUCUACCUGGCUAAAAAGAACAUCAGAAAACAAGGAGAGCUGAUGGAAUAUGAAAAGGAGCGGUACAGUCUGUUGCACAAGAGGAUCAACCACACUUGGGACUUUGUGGUGAUGCAAGCCAGAGAGCAGCUCAGAGCAUCCAAACAAAGGCGGAAGGCGGACCGUAUUGUUCUAGAAUGUCAGGAGCAGGCGUACUGGCUCAUCAACAGACCCCCGCCCGGGGUGCAUAACGUGCUCGACAUGGGUCUUGAAAGACCAAAAAACUACAAUUUACAAGUUGUGCUGAAUAGCGACUACUACAAAAGAGAGAUUGAUACAUGUAGAAGGGCCCUGGGAAGAAACCGUGUCAAGUCAUCCAUUUGCUUGGAAGGUUUUUUGAAAUUCAGCGAGCAGUACCAGAACCACGAUCCCAUUAUGCAGGGCUGUCUUCCCAGUAACCCCUGGAUCUCUGAUGACACUGCACUUUGGAGCAUGAAUGCCGACAUGGUCCCCGUCCCGACUCGUCUUCGCGUGGAACGCUGGAGCUUCAGCUUCAUGGCGCUUCUCAAUGACACCAUGGGGAGGCGGGAAUUCAUGACUUACCUGGAGAAAGAGUUUAGCGCGGAGAAUUUGUGCUUCUGGCAGGCCUGUGAGGAUAUCAGACACGGGGAAAGUUCCAAGAUUGUAGAGAAGGUGGAAGAAAUAUACAAAAACUUCUUGGCACCCGGAGCGGCACGCUGGGUGAACAUUGACAGUAAAACCAUGGAUAAGACCUUGGAGGGCAUCAAACACCCGCAUCGCUUCGUCAUGGACGAUGCUCAAAUGCACAUCUACUUCCUCAUGAAGAAGGAUUCUUAUCCCAGAUAUCUUAAAUCGGAUCUUUACAAGAACAUGCUGGCCCGAGCCAUUAUUCCUCAGGAGACCAAGAAAAGCGUGUUCCCCUUCAUGAGGAAACAACGGCACUCCAGCCCCUCCCCUGCUCAGGCGGCCAGCCGUGAAGACGGGCAUGCCAAAGGGUCUGGGCAGGCGGGUACCAGCUCUGCGGCCGUCUGAUGCCUGAUCCAGGCAUUCAGUCCAACUAUGCAACAGCUAAAGCUUCUCUCUCUCUCUAUACAGUAUGUAAUCCUUAUGUAAGAAAUAAAUGACAUAUAUAUAUAUAUAUAUAUAUAUAUAUAUAUAUAUAUAUAUAUAUAUAUAUAUAUAACAUAUAUACAGAGCACAUAGCGAUGCACCUCAGCAAGCAUCAAGUUGCAUUCCCAAAGCACCAGCAGUUUACAAAAGAGCUUUUAGUGCAAUAGCAACACCCUGCAGAGUAUUCAAUGUGAUGCACAUCCUCCUAAAAUGCUUGAUAUUGACUCCUGGUUCAUUUAUCUCCGUCCAUUUUAUAACUGUCGUACUCAUUUUAUGGAAAAUGGAUGUUCCUAUAGAGCAAUAGAGACGGCCAUUUUGUCAUUUUUCCUCUCAGCAUGUUUGUAUGGUUUAGCGUAUAAUUCAGAAGUGUCCAAACCUUUUCCAACCAGGUCCAUACGGUGACAAAAGGAUGCAAGGGUCAUGUUGAUAUUUUGUGUAGCAACACAUGUAGAUACUGUAUGCUAAGAAGUUAUAUACGUUUAUUAUUUAUGCUGUUGUUUUUUUUUUAAAUUAAAUAAUUAACUAAAUGAAUUAUAAUAUAGUGGUCAUUAAAGCAGGAGCAAUUAUAAAUUAUAAUAAUAAUAAAUAAAUGAAUAAUAAUUUAAUAAAUAAAUGUAUUUAAUUAAUUAAUUAACAAUAAAUAAUUAAUGAAUUUAAUAAUCUUCAGAAAUUUUCUUUAUUUUUUUUUACUUUUACACCAACCUAUUUUUUUGGCUUUGUUUUUUUCUCAUAGUAUUAUGAUUUUCUUUCAUACAAAAUAACAUUUUUUGUAAUAUUUUAGCUUACUUUUUUCACUCAUAAUAUUACAAAUUUAUUCUUGUAAAAUGUGACUUUUUUCUCAGUAUACUGCUUUUUUCUCUUAAUAUUUUGACUUGAAUAAGAGCUGUUUUUUGGAAUAUUUCAACUUCAUGCUACUAAAAUGAUGCUACUUUACCUCAUAUUACAUCAUUAUUUAAUCACGAUUUUUUUCUCGUUAAUUUGUUGUAGAAUUACAGCAGAUUUUUCCAUUUUUGCUGGGUGGUUUUCUUGUUAAAUGAUAUUUUUGGACUGUGCUGCAGGCCAAUAAAGGGGGGCUCCCAGGCCGCACUUUGGACACUCCUGCUUUAAUGGCUGCUUUUAUUCAUCCCCAAACUGGAAUAACCGAUUGUGACCACUGUCAUGUUUGCUUGAGCAUGUUUACAUCGCAAUAAAACAUCAUUAUUACUUCAAUUGUUGAACUUGUGUUUUCUUUUCCUCGGGAUGUGUUUCAGGCCGACUGGCUCCCUCUGUUGGCCAACACUGGUAAAGCUACAAAGGA
Molecule: messenger RNA, 2887 nt
Organism: Doryrhamphus excisus (bluestripe pipefish)
Lineage: Eukaryota; Metazoa; Chordata; Actinopteri; Syngnathiformes; Syngnathidae
Gene: rgs11
Product: regulator of G protein signaling 11
Biological process (GO): G protein-coupled receptor signaling pathway; positive regulation of GTPase activity; intracellular signal transduction
Cellular component (GO): plasma membrane; neuron projection; cytoplasm
Molecular function (GO): GTPase activator activity
Source: RefSeq, a predicted model, not a curated record